CUAAAUUGCUUAAUUUCUUUUCAAUUAAAAAAUAAAUAAAUAAGUAGACUAUAUUCAUUCAUUUUUAGAAAUAAUAAACUCCAACCAAGCCAAUGAUUUAGAUGUCUGAACAUCAAGAACAUCAUCACUAAAAUCAUAAAAAAAAAUAAAGCCUUCUACCAAAUAAUUUUAACAUUUAAUAAUCAAAGAAGGCUUCAAUGGAUAAAUCUUCUUCAUCAAAAGACUCCUCAUCGAGUGAAAGCUUCGACAUGUCUUCUGAAAUAAAUCCUUAUGAGAGUUCUGAUUCUUCAAGCUCAAGUUCGAAUUCAAAUUCAAAACAUUCGCAUGAAGAUGUUGCAUAAGAUAAAUAAAUAUCCUAAAAGCUCCCAACAUUGCACUCAAUUGAGAAGUCAAAAUAAAAUAUUACAUUUGUGCUGUCAUAUUAUCUACACAAAGAAAGCAACUUUCCUGAAAUAAAUAUGAAUAUUUCUAAGAUGAUUAAAAAAUUAAAUAUACCCAAAUUUGAUAUGGUCUUACUUUACAUAGCAGCCUGCUUUAAAGACAGAGAAUAUGAUCAACAAAUUUUGUUAGAAAAAAUUAAGCUAAAAUUCUUUGAAUUAAGUGACAAAAACGAUAAUGAAAAAUUAGCAUAGAUAAUUUAUAGCUUAGUUGAUGAUUAAGUGAAAAACGAUAAAGUUAAAAUCGGAAGUAUUUUUAUUGAGCACUCAACUUACUUUAUGUAGAGAGUUUUAGAAGAUAAAUAAAUUUAUUACGAGCUAUUUUAGGAUAUUCUUCAAUCAGGAGAUAUUAAUAUGAAUCUUUUGAUCCCUAAACUCUACAUACCAACAUCAACAUUAUACAUUUUGCUUAAUGAAAAAAAAUUUGAUUAAUUAUUAUUCCUAGUUAAAAAUAAUAUCAGAAUCAUGCAUACAUCCAUGAUAUCUUUUACAUCAAAACAUGAGCUCACUUAUGAAGGAUAUUUAAACAAACCCUUACUUAAAGUUAAUUUAAAAUUAUAUGCCUUAUUUUACACAGACAAGGUGAAGGACAACAGUAUAAUUAAGAAAUUCCUUUUGGAAAUUAGGUAGAGCUCUUAAGAGUAUAAAGAAUUGCUAAAGGUUUUUGUCAAAUAUAAACAUAAUUCUCUAGCUAAAGAUAUUUACAAAGCCCUAAUAGAUUGCAAUCAUAAUUUUGAUUAUAAAAUUCUAAACUUUUCUUUGAUGAAUUAGAAUUUAGAGUUUCUGUGGUUUUUGGGGAAGUAGCAAAAUGUAAUUCUAACUAGUUGGUUAAAUGAAGAAACCACAUAAAAAAUAUUAGUAGAUUAACUAUAUUCUGUAGAUGGAGUUUACUUUGAGUAUUUGAUUUACUAUUUAAAGAGAGUAAAGAGAUUUAAAGUGAAGCAAACCAUAAAAAGAAUGUGUGAGACAUUAAUUUUUAGAAUGCAGACUUGUAGAAAGGGAUAAUUUUUAUACACAUUUAACAAUCCAUUGAAAGUCUCUUUAAUUGUCAUGGAAUUACUCCAUCAGACAAAAGAAAAAGUUGUGCAUCAUACUAGUAGAUUGAAUAAGGCAAUUGAAUUAUAUUACAAAUUUGUAUAAACUUAUUGCUCUUUAAUAACUGAUGACUCACUUAUGAUUGAUAUCUUUAAAGAUAUUGACCUUGAAAAAAGAAAGGUUAUUUAUUUAAUUAACAACAACAACAGUGGCAUUCUCCAAUCAAAUCAAAUAGUUGAAGAUGCAAUUGAAUCUAUGUGGAAUGGUAAUGUUGUGCCAUAGGCAAAUCUGCUCAAGAUGUUUACAGUAACCUAAAAUCUUUUCUUUUCAGAAAUGAGUGAUUAUAUAAUUGAAAAGGAUCCAAAAAAGAACCAAAUUUUUAUGAUGAUUAACAAGAAUUAUCAAAACCAUCACUUUUCUUUAUAAAGAGUCGUUUGGACUUAUAAUUGCCGUAUUAGAAAUUAAAUAGAUCAGUGUUUAAUUUUAGUUCUAAUGGCUUUGAUAUUCAUUAAUUUUAGUAGUUUAUUUUAACCUUAAUAUGAUCUGUAAGCGCUUCUUUCAGCUAAUAAUUAUAAUUAUGAUGAUGUUUAUGAUCAAGAAUUAGAAAUUAUUCGAAACUUAAAGGAUGUUUACUUAACUUAUCAAAUUAUUUUAGACAUCAUUAUAGGUUUCAAUUUUACCUUUAAACCUAUCUUUAUUCUUUACUUUGAUUGGACUUAAAAAGCCUAAACUAAAUUCUCAGUCUAAGAUUUCUUUUGCUUUUUACUCGGAAUUUUAAGUUUUAUUUAAUGGGGCUUUAUUUCAAACAUAGAAGAUGUAGAAGAACCAAUUAGGUUUGAUAUUUUGAUAAUAUUUAGAGCUGUUUAUAUGUCUAUAGUUAUUGUUUAAUGUGUAUUUGCUAUCAAAAACUUCAAAGUAUUUGGUCCUAUGGUUAAAGCGCUUUGGCUUGUAGUCCUCGAAUGCUCUAAAUUCUCUUUUAUAUUUGUAUUGGUCAUUUUGCUAUUUGGAUUUUUAGCCUACUUUUCAUUUUUUGAAAAUAUCAAUGGUAGGUUUACUAGUUUAGACUAAGCUUUGCUAUUUCUCAUUGAAGCUCUUUUUGGGCAAUUUGCUUUUUCUGAUUUCAAUUAACCUUCACCUAUAUAUGCACCUAUAUUCCUAAAUGUUUAUCUCUUCUUUAUGCCUAUCAUUUUCAUGUAAUUAUUGGUUGCCGUUCUGACAUUUACAUUUGAGGCAGCAUCUAGAAGUGGUAGAAUUCAUUAUUUCUUAGGCACUAUCGAUAAUCUCAAAAAUUUAGAGUACGACCCUGUCAAUGGUUGUCUCGUUGCUAUUCCUAUUGUUGGAAACUUUAUAAAUAUCACCUUUAUAUUGACUCAUAUGCUCUCAGAUCCAGACCCUUCCGCUAAAGAAUAAAAUAUUGACACACUUAAAAAAGUUAAUAAAUUCUUAGUUCGAUUAGGAUAUUUCCCUAUAUAUGUUAUUUUCACAAUUUUUUGUGCUUUGAUGAUAAUAGUAUUUUCCCCAAUAUUCUACAUCGUUAAAUUCUACAGAAUUUUGAAUGAAACUAACAAGGAAGAAGGUUAUUCCAAAGGAAAAAGAUUAUUAAAAUGGAUUCUACUGGGUUAUUACUAUAUGCUAGUCUAAACUAUUCAAGACUUUAAAACUAACUAUCAAUACUUAAUGCAUGGUAAGUAUGUUAAUAUAAAUAACAGUCCUCAUAUAGACUAACAAAACAACUAGCAGUAGAUAUUAGCAUCUCUAACUAAAAACUGUCUCAAAAAUAUGGAAAAAUAAACUUCUAAAUUGCCUCUACCUUCCCUACAUUGAAAAAACUCAACUAAAAUAUGUUAUAAAAAUUGAACAUUUUAAAUUCAAAUUAUUUGUUAAUUUCUUCUAAUAUAAAUUAUAAAAAAAAUUAACUCUUAACACUUGCAAAAUACUUGUAUAAAUUAUUCAUAAAUGUAUUUUUCCUUCAUUCGAAUUAUUUGCAAUACCAUACAUAAAU
Messenger RNA from Tetrahymena thermophila SB210, 3474 nucleotides. RefSeq names its product transmembrane protein, putative. Lineage: Eukaryota; Ciliophora; Oligohymenophorea; Hymenostomatida; Tetrahymenidae. The record is from RefSeq and is a predicted model, not a curated record. The transcript is spliced from 10 exons.